AUGGCUGUUGAGAACUGCACUAUAUUCACUGAAUUCAUAUUGGUGGGACUUUCCGACAGAAAGAAUGUCCAGCAAGGACUUUUUGUGCUCUUUCUCCUGGUUUAUGGCAUAACUGUGAUCGCCAACCUAGGGAUGAUCUUGCUGAUUAGGGUGGACCCCAGACUCCACACGCCGAUGUAUUAUUUCCUGAGCAACUUGUCUUUCUGCGAUGUCUGCUAUUCCUCAACCGUCUCUCCCAAGAUGCUAGCUGAUUUCUUAUCUGACCUCAAAAAGAUCCCGUAUAACCUGUGUCCCAUUCAGAUGUAUUUUUUUGGUGUCUUUGCAGAUGUGGAAUGUCUCAUGUUAGCUGUCAUGGCUUAUGACCGCUAUGUAGCCAUUUGCAACCCGCUUCUUUAUACAGUUGCCAUGUCCCAGAGAAUUUGUACUCAGCUAGUGGCUGUUGCUUACACUGUGGGGUUGGUGGACUCUGCCAUUCAUACAUGUUUAACAUUCCGGUUGUCAUUCUGCAAUUCCAAUACCAUCAAUCAUUUCUUCUGUGAUAUCCCACCCUUGCUAGCCCUCUCCUCCUCAGACACCUCCACCAAUGAGAUAGUAAUGUUCACCUUCAUUGGCGGUGUUGUGGGCUGCAGCAUCCUCACAGUCCUUCUCUCCUACAGCUGUGUCCUGAUUACCAUCUUCAGAAUGAACUCAGCCCAGGGGAGACACAAAGCCUUUUCUACGUGUGCCUCCCACCUAACCGCUGUGGCCAUAUUUCAUGGAACGCUCUUGUUUAUGUAUUUUCGACCCAGUUCAAGUUACUCCAUGGACCAGGACAAAAUGGCCUCUGUUUUCUACACGGUUGUCAUCCCAAUGCUAAACCCACUGAUUUACAGUUUAAGGAAUAAGGAUGUGAAAGGUGCCCUGAGAAAAGCAAUGGGUACUGAACAGCAUUCUGGGUAA
Molecule: messenger RNA, 939 nt
Organism: Erinaceus europaeus (western European hedgehog)
Lineage: Eukaryota; Metazoa; Chordata; Mammalia; Eulipotyphla; Erinaceidae
Product: olfactory receptor-like protein OLF2
Exons: 1
Coding region: 1-939 (312 amino acids)
Biological process (GO): G protein-coupled receptor signaling pathway; sensory perception of smell
Cellular component (GO): membrane
Molecular function (GO): G protein-coupled receptor activity; olfactory receptor activity; odorant binding
Source: RefSeq, a predicted model, not a curated record